AUGAACCAGAUGCAAUCGUAUGCUGACGUGCAUCCGCCUCAUAUGUCUGCCGCAACCGCUCACGCGCCAGCUUCAGCGGCCCCCUCGGGAAUCUCGCACUAUGCGUAUCCGCCGCAGUCAUCGAUGAUGCAGCCCGGACAACACCAAUACGGCCCUACCCCUCCUGGUUACCCUUCUUAUGGCUACUCAAACGGCGUGCCCUCUGGGCUACCCGCGUCUUCUUCAAUGAACAAUGCGAUGGUACCCUCUACACUACAACUGCCGGCAAUGUCCUCGAGCGGCCCAAGCCCAUCACUUUCUGGUGCACAGAGCUACGCGCCCCAUUCAUUCGACCACACCGGGCAGGUCGCUCCACCAGGAAUGAAGCCUCGUGUCACCGCAACAUUGUGGGAGGAUGAGGGCAGCCUGUGUUUCCAGGUCGAAGCCAAGGGAGUAUGUGUCGCACGCCGCGAAGACAAUCACAUGAUCAAUGGCACAAAACUGCUUAAUGUUGCUGGCAUGACUCGUGGCCGCAGAGACGGUAUUCUUAAGAGUGAAAAGACACGACAUGUCGUGAAGAUUGGUCCGAUGCACUUGAAGGGUGUCUGGAUCCCAUUUGAGCGUGCGCUAGAGUUUGCAAACAAAGAAAAGAUCACUGAGCAACUAUACCCGCUAUUCGUCCAUGAUAUUGGGGCUCUGCUCUAUCAUCCCUCGAACCAAACGAGGGCAAGUGUAGGGAGCGCUGCCAUGGCCGCUGUAGACCGCAGGAGACCUGACUCUAUGCAGACUCAGCGAUACAUCUCUGGGCCAACAACAUCCCAGCCUCCGUCGCUGCAUCAUCAUCAUUCGAUGAGCAACCCCAUUGGUGCUCCCAUGUCGCAAGCACCUCAUGCCCUCCAGCCUCACCCGUCAGCCGGACGUCCUGGCCUUGACCGAGCACAUACAUUCCCUACUCCUCCUACCAGUGCCUCAAGCAUCAUGGGUAUGAGUAAUUCGGGCAGCUCAUACGAGUGGAGUGGGGCCAACGUUCAGACACCGCAAGGUAGCCAGCCGCUCUCUAUUGAUACAGGGCUCAGCAACACGCGCUCUGUGCCAACUACUCCAGCCACCACACCUCCCGGCGCAGUUCAGCAGGCUAUUUCAUAUGGCUCGAACCAGAGCUACGACAAUUCAAGACCAAUGUACUCUGGCCCACCCUCUCAGCCUGGGCAGUACAACACCCAAGGGCAGUCCAUGAUGGGAUACCGCCCAGACAGCGGAUAUACCAAGACUGAGAUGGCACCACCAUCGCGCCUAGCAGACGUUUCUGAGGAAGGUGAUGUCAAGCAUAGCGAAGGUAUGAUGCCUCAGGGCAACAGCCAAGUUGUUGCUCCUGCGCCAGGACCCGAGGGAGACCACGAGCAUGACAACGAAUACACGCAUUCGACUGCAUCGUACAAUGGCAGCCGUGGCCCAUACGGUUACGCCUCUAAUGGCAAUGCUGGAGGUCUUCACCCUGAGCAUCCCCAUAUGUCUCCAGAAAUGAAUGGCUCCCCACACCAGAACGGUUCGGGUCGCGCCACUCCCCGGACAACAACGACUAGCCAGACACAGUGGAAUAGUGGGUACCCGACUCCCCAGCGACAAGGACCACCGUCUAGCAAUCUUUACAACGUGAUGAGUGACCCCCGAGGAGCCCCCAACGGCAACGCUCCCCAUGAUGCAUAUCCCGGCCCGGGUGCUGUGCCACAAUAUGCGAGCCAAGGAUACCCCCCAGCAAACGGCAACGCAAAGCGUGGUCGUGACGAUGACGACGAAGACCCAUACCGCCCUGACAGCGUACAGAGCGAUGAUAUGGGCGGCCUCAAGAGGCGAAAAACUAUGGAGGGUGGUGCUGUCGGCGGCGCUUAUGCUCAGGACCCCACUCCCGGCCUCCAGCGUGCACACACCAUGACUGCACAGCGAGCCAGGAGGUGA
Messenger RNA from Parastagonospora nodorum SN15, 1935 nucleotides. RefSeq lists its product as hypothetical. Gene Ontology annotation, molecular function: sequence-specific DNA binding; DNA-binding transcription factor activity. Bases 1 to 1935 code for a protein of 644 amino acids. The record is from RefSeq and is a predicted model, not a curated record. The transcript has 3 exons. Gene Ontology annotation, cellular component: nucleus. NCBI's taxonomy places the organism in Eukaryota, Fungi, Ascomycota, Dothideomycetes, Pleosporales, Phaeosphaeriaceae. Gene Ontology annotation, biological process: positive regulation of transcription by RNA polymerase II.